GCUGUUGGGCGCUAUUUAUGAUAAAAUAUUAGCUCCCAAUUCUCUCAAUUUUAUUUUAUGUGUAAAUGCUUUACGUUUUAAAUGCAAAUAGGCCAUAUAGCCAAGCCCUAAAUUUUUUAUCUUAAGCAUCGCAGAGCAUAAUUUUACUUGCAACUUUCAUGUGACGUAAGUGCAUAAUAAGUGUGUGGCGAGACGCAGAACUAACUAUACAAAAAAAAACUCGCUCAGUCAGUUUUUGGGUUCACCAGCAAACAGCAAACAAAGAUUACGAGGCUGCUCAUUGAUAAGGAAGAGGCUAAACAAAAAUCAACUUGCCAGCUGCUGCAGCUCUGACGACUUAUCAAAAAUGGAGAACGCGAGCAACUGCAUCCAGCAUCCUUGCCCAUACCCAAAUGGUGGGGGCGCCGCGACAGUACUUUUUGCCGGUUUGGUCAACGCCGUUCUGAACGCACAAUGUCAACUGGGCAACCCGGCCCAGUACCCCAAAGACGUUUCCAGCACACUUCUGCUGCCCGAGUACGAUUUUAUUGUAAUUGGUGCCGGCAGUGCCGGUUCGGCUAUUGCAAGUCGACUGACCGAAAUUGAAAAAUGGAACGUGCUGCUUCUGGAGGCGGGCGAUGACCCCGGGAUGACCACGGACAUUCCCGGUUUGGCAAUUGGUCUCCAGCAUGGAAGUGAAGAUUGGGAACUUUGGUCGGAGCCAGACGGCAAAACGUGCCUGGGAAUGCAAGGCGGCCGCUGCUACUGGCCGCGGGGAAAAGCGCUCGGUGGCUCUUCGUCUAUAAACGCCAUGUUGUACGUUCGGGGAAACAAAGAGGACUACGACGAGUGGGAAAAAAUGGGAAACACGGGAUGGGGCUACGAAGAGGUAUUGAAAUACUUCAAAAAGUCGGAGGACGGAGAGAUUGAAGACGAAUUUCACUCGAAAGGUGGUUUGCUGAGCGCCCAGAAAUAUCCUCUCGAGCAGAUGAAUGUGAUCCCUUUGUUUUUCAAGGCGGCCAAAGAGUUGGGCUACGAGCACGUGGAUUUGAAUAGCGCUACCCCUGUGGGAUACGGUCGCCUUCCUUCGACGCAGAAAAACUGUGAAAGAAUGAACACAGCUAAAGCGUUUUUGACUCCAGCCAAGGACAGAGAUAAUCUGCACGUGUCAAAAAACUCGCACGUCACCAAAUUGCGUUUGGAGGAUAACAGAGUAGUCGGGGUUGAAUUUGAAAAAGAUGGAAGUUCUCAUUUCGUAGCAGUAAAAGGGGAAGUGAUUUUGUCCGCGGGCGCCACGAAUUCGCCGCAGAUUUUAAUGCUCUCCGGAAUCGGACCGAAGGAUCACCUCGAGGAACUGGGCAUUACCGUGCACGCCGACCUGCCCGUGGGCAAAAACUUGCAAGACCACUUUAUGUUCUCUGGCACUUAUUUGUCUCUAACGGGUCUGCACGCUAAAAUCCCCAACCCCAAGAACAAAUUGAGGGACGACCUGUAUCAGUAUCUCUUUUAUCGCAGAGGUGAUUUGGCCUCCAUAGGCACUGGUGACUUCACCGGUUUCGUUAAUACACCGUUGAACAAAGACAAAAAUCGGCCCGACAUCGAAAUCCACCACUUGCUAAUACCGGAGGACGAUCAGCAAAUGUUGCCCGUGUGGUUGUAUUCUCAGGGUUACAACAAGGAGACCUAUGAGUACUUUAAACAGAUCAAUAAAAAGGGCGCCUCACUAAUUCCUUUGAUCUCUCUUCUACGGCCCAAGAGUGUGGGCGAAAUUAAACUUAAAUCGGCAAGCGUCUCUGACAGACCGAUAAUUACUCCAAAUUACCUGACGCACGAGGACGACGUGAAAACCAUGAUAGAAAGUAUCAAGUAUUUCAAAAAGUUCGGCGAGACGGAAACGAUGCGCGCCCUGGGAACUGAAAUCACCGACGAUUACAAGCCGUGCAGCGGAAAACACGAAAAGCAGAGUGACGAGUAUUACGAGUGCUGCUUGCGUCAUAUUGGUUUAACUCUUUACCACCCUGUUGGCACCUGCAAGAUGGGACCCGACCCUGCCGACUCUGUGGUCAACCCAAGGCUGAAGGUGCACGGCAUUAAAGGGCUGCGAGUGGCGGACGCGUCAAUUAUGCCAAAGAUUAUUUCAGCAAACACAAACGCCGCUUCGAUCAUGAUAGGCGAAAGGCUGUCUGAUUUUAUAAAGGAGGAUUGGCUUCAACAAGAAUGAAAAGUAUAAUUAAUACAAUUUUAUAAUCUGAAUUUAAUUUUUUUUUUUUUUUUUGUAAUAAAUUUUUCUACCU
Messenger RNA from Neocloeon triangulifer, 2273 nucleotides. Its product is annotated as glucose dehydrogenase [FAD, quinone]-like. The coding region runs from base 347 to 2200 and encodes 617 amino acids. Gene Ontology annotation, molecular function: ecdysone oxidase activity; flavin adenine dinucleotide binding. Lineage: Eukaryota; Metazoa; Arthropoda; Insecta; Ephemeroptera; Baetidae. The transcript is spliced from 2 exons. The record is from RefSeq and is a predicted model, not a curated record.